Molecule: messenger RNA, 2279 nt
Organism: Cydia pomonella (codling moth)
Lineage: Eukaryota; Metazoa; Arthropoda; Insecta; Lepidoptera; Tortricidae
Exons: 3
Coding region: 247-831 (194 amino acids)
Source: RefSeq, a predicted model, not a curated record
CGUAGUAGUCGCACGAGGGCAGUCGCGCCGGUAGCACGCCGCCCCGCGAGUCCGCUCCACGCAGCGCGUACGAUGACAGUGCCUCCGGUAGCUUUCUACACAACGGUACACGCGUAGGCCCGGCAUGUUGGCGAAUUCACGUUUUACCAAGUUUCCCGUAGCCUGACCUGAGCUGAAGGAUUGCGAAACUGUACAAGUGAAGUUUAUAAAUACAUUGGCAUUAGUGCGAAGUGACGUUCGAUCGAGAUGAGCGCGUGCAGCAAGUUUGCAGACUUUUGGAGGAAUACUUGUGGAGCAGGCAUGUCUCUCGACGAAGGCAGACAGUCGCAGCGGCCGUACCGGUACGGCAUGGUGCUGCUAUGCGCCGGAGCGCUGAUCAACUGGCUAGGACUAGCAGAGGAUUACGCCGAGCCAGUGCGCUACGUCGGCGUGGCUUGCAUCGUGGCCGGCGCGCUGCUCAUCUGCGCCGCCAUGUGCUGCUGGCUGCAGUCGCCCGCGAGGCAGCCGCACAACGAGCGCUCUUCGCCUGACACACAUCAGAUCGACGACCCUAUCCACGUGAUAUCGAUGCCCGAUGAGGAGACAAUGCAGCAGAAGCCGCCGGACUACGACACGGUGGCGGGCGCGCCGCCGACGUACGACGACGCCAUCAAGCUGAACCCCGCGCGCCUGCUGCCCGCCACCAGCAGCGCGCACGUGCACACGCCGCUGCCGCCCGUGGACGCGCCCUCCGUCAUCCCCGGCCAGCCCGACGAGCUGGCCCCCGUGCACCGCACACAGAUCCCCAAAACCCCCCCUCCCCCCUCCAGACCGACCCACGCCAUCAGAUGAACCGCGCCCAUGUGCUACUGUUACUUUAAAUCGACUGCUGUUUCAUGUGAUGGAACUUUAGGCUAAGGACUCGACUCGAGUCGAUAUUGAAGCCCCGGCAAUGCUACGGUAUUAUUUAUUGUACGUACAUAUCCGCGCAUGAAACGAUCGUUUGUUAGAUUGUCGAGCUUAGCGAUGCGUACUUAUGUGAUAUUAAGAAUGUAAUUAUUAAAUACUUAAUAUUAAUUACUGUACAUAAUAUUAUUUGUAAGGAAGUUUUGUUGAAAAUUUCUUAGAAUAAGUUAUGAACCUCUUCCAAUUGUUAUUACUGUGAAGUUUUCCUACAUAUGCAACUUAAUGAAGUUGAGUUUAAAUUGUAUAAAAUCAAUAGUCAUCAGAUAAUGUGUGUGUAGGAGUCUCAGUUGAGCUGGGGCAGGACAAGCAGCAGGCUGCCCGGGUGUAGAGCCCCAAGUAGGUGAACUGACGCAGUGUUCGAUAACACACGAGGAAGACGAAGGCAAAAGUGAAUACCGACUUACUAGCUUAGCAUUCAUGAUCUUCAGAACUGAAGGUUUAAUUACACUUUUCUUUUUUCCUUAGCAUAUUUCUCUCGCGCUAACCUAGCCAAAUCAGUAGCUUUUGUUAUACUUCCUUUCGACUGUAUUUCGUAUUUCUAAAUAGUGAUACUUCCUUGUUGAUAUGAAGAAUAUAAAGUCCGGUUGCAACUGUGUUUGAAAUGAGUAUAGUUGGAAUGAAUUAGUGAAUAUGAAAUAAUAUUUCAAUGUCCAUCUUCUCGAUCUAGUCCUUUAAAUUAGCGAUAAAACUAACUGUGUUUUUGACACGAGUUGAAGCUUAAUGUGUUUUUGUAAUUUGUACACAUUUUGAUUGCACAACUUGAAGGACCAUUAUAUUCGAUUCUGCAUAGCAAAAAAGGAUUUGUAGUCUAGAUGUAGUGAAGUUAAUAUGAAAUGUAUUUACUGGCUGUUCCUAUACUAAAUACAGAGUACCUAGAAGUUAUCAGGUAGUUUAAAAAUAGGUAUUCGCUGCAAUCAUUGGCACUCACACCGUGCGUUUUCAGUUGGACUUACGCCAUCUACUUGUAACUGACAUGUUUAACUGCAGUUGAUUUGGAGUUAUCAACACAUACCUAAAACAAACUGGAAUUUAACACUGCCUUCUGGCCUACCUACUUAGUCAAUCAAUAACUUGUUCAAGAUAAUAAGUAGGUGAUGGUUAGGUCAACCAUAUGUUUUUGAAAUGACGAUUGUGUAUAUCAUGAAUUAAAAAUGGGACCAAUAUCUAACGUUUAUGUACGCUUAUGUUAACCUACCUUGAAAUUUAUAAUCAUUAUUGCGUGUGCCUGUGAGUCGUUGGUGUUUUAUGAUACUGAAGUUGUGCAUUUAUUAUUUGUGCAUUGUACAAAGUUUGUGAAAUUGAGUGUACAUACAAAAUAAAUGUCGUUACUUUAA